Messenger RNA from Bacillus rossius redtenbacheri, 1958 nucleotides. RefSeq lists its product as uncharacterized. The record is from RefSeq and is a predicted model, not a curated record. The transcript is spliced from 5 exons. Gene Ontology annotation, cellular component: lysosomal membrane. NCBI's taxonomy places the organism in Eukaryota, Metazoa, Arthropoda, Insecta, Phasmatodea, Bacillidae. Bases 270 to 836 code for a protein of 188 amino acids.
ACCGUGGCGAAGCUGUUGCUCCAACUCUAUAACAACCUUCAUUUUAUUUACUUUUUUUUUUAUCGUUCCAACUAAAUGUGAUUAAUUACAUUUUACAUGUUUGGGUUGUAUCGAUGUGUUAAUAAUCGAUUUAUAUUGUUUAUAUUAUAACUAUGUUAGUUUUUUGUUUUCAACUUUCAUUCUUGAAUGAAUUUAUUUUCAAGUUGUUGUGCCCAUAGAGUAAAUAAAGUACCUUUGGUGUCACUAAUUUCCACGAAUUUCGCAAGACUAUGUGGAAGUCUGGUUUUCUUCUUGCAGUAUUCAUUGUAUUUAAUCCAUUAGUUCAGGGGCAAUCCUACGAAGACGUGAGAUGUAAAUGUGUGUGCCCAAAACCAUCUGUGGUAAACGGCACACAGUCAAACAGGAAGCUCUACAUAAGCAACGUGCCACCGAAUAAAUGCGACUGUGACAGUGUGAUAUUACCUCAAGUUGGUGAGGACAUAAAGGGCAGAGAGCAAGAGUUCUGCCGCAGAUGUGAGUGCAAGUACGAGAGUCGAAACACCACCAUCAUCCAGGUGGUGGUGAUAAUUGUCAUCUGGGUCAUCUCUUUGCUGGUGAUAUACAUGCUGUUCCUCAUCUGCCUGGACCCCCUACUGAACAAGCGAGCCAAGGGUAGUUAUCAGGAGCACACCAAUGAAGAGGAGGAGACGGUGAGCUCUGUCGCGGGGGCCACGUCGCACGCGAUGGGCGUGCGUGGCAACGUGCUGAACCGCGUGGGGCACCAGCAGGACAAGUGGAAGCGGCAGGUGCGCGAGCAGCGACGCAACAUCUACGACCGGCACACCAUGCUCAACUGAGUGCCUCCUGGCUCCGUCGCUCACGUCCAGUUUUAUUCAUUACUUUUCAAUACAUGUACAACUAUUGUGUGGUAUAGAGGCUCAGUGUGUAAGCACUUGCGGGUAGUGUGUUUGGAAAAUAUUUAUAAUUCACCUGUGAAAUAAUCCAUGCUAUUUAUGACGUGUAAUUAAUUGUUAGGAUGGUAUGUACUGGCUCUUUUUUUUUUAAUGUUAAAUAUUGAAAACCAUAUUCUUCUGCAAGUUUUUCUUGUUUAGCAUGACAGAUGCCAGGGACUUUAUGUUCUUGCAAACUGCAGUUGUGCUAAUUGUUGUUUUUGUGUGAGCUACUAUCCUUCAUAAUUUUUGAUAAAGUGAGAAUAAACUGUAUUAUGAAUCUGUUUAUGGGAACAUAGCUUCCUUUGUACAGCUGUAAGUUACAAGUUUGACAUACCAGAUGUGCUUCGUGAUUGAUUUUAUAAGUUACGUGUAAGUAAUUAUGCAAUUAUUAUGUAUUGGCAAAAAAUUAAUUCAUUUUUAUUUUAUAUCUGUUGUUUAGGGCUAUAGUUUUCUAUUACCACAUUGGGUGAUAUUUUAUGUAUGUAUUUUAUAUGUACAAAAAAGUAUAAUUAAAUUUAUAUUAUUGUGUAGAGUUUAUAAAUACUAUAUACACUAGUGGUGCACAGUUAUUAAUGUUAUCACACCCCAGACCACCUCGAAAGUACCGGAAAUGUGGGAUGAUUAUGUUGACAUUGAUAGUGCUCUUCUCACAUCCGAAGAACCCACAGAUGAAAAUAUUGUACAGAUCAUUUAUGCUACGGAACACCUUGAAAGUGAUGGGGAAAGGGAAGAGGAAGUCGAGGAAGCACCAUUACCUACCGCAGAAGAGGCAUUAAAGGCUGCAGAAUUAUUAUCACGAUUUGUUCAUAGCAAUAUUGAAUGGAUUUUGACCAUGGCGAUGUCUUCUAUACACAAUACAUAGUAUUAGAGUUUGUUAUUACAAUAAAAUGAAAAAAACAAAAGCAGACAAAAAUUACAGAUUUCUUAAUUUAAAAAUGAAAAAUAUGUACAUAUAUGUAUCAUGUUUGUGCAUGUGUUUAUAUGCUAAGUUUCUCUAUUAAAAUACAUAAGUAUUCACCUAAAAAA